Engraulis encrasicolus (European anchovy) is the source of this 789-nucleotide messenger RNA. RefSeq names its product contactin-associated protein-like 2. Bases 327 to 638 code for a protein of 103 amino acids. The record is from RefSeq and is a predicted model, not a curated record. NCBI's taxonomy places the organism in Eukaryota, Metazoa, Chordata, Actinopteri, Clupeiformes, Engraulidae. The transcript has 4 exons. Gene Ontology annotation, cellular component: membrane; cortical cytoskeleton.
ACCCCACUGCCACCUACACAUUACCCGACGCCUCCGACACCGAGUUCAACCAGGUCAAGACCCUCUUCCUGGGGAAGGUCUUCGAGACUGGUGAUAUCGACCCUGUCCUGAUAGAGAAGUACAACACGCCAGGUUUCGUGGGCUGCCUGUCACGAGUGCAGUUCAACAACGUUGCCCCCCUGAAGGCGGCCCUUAGGUACCGAGGCCCCUCCUCCACCACAGGCUCCGCCUACUCACCCUCGUCAGGCCCCGCCUCUUUACCCGUCACCCACCAAGGCAAGUUGGUGGAGUCCAACUGCGGCGCGUCGCCACUCACCAUUCCACCCAUGUCGGCCGCUACAGACCCCUGGCAGGUGGACGCCGGAGCUCCCGGGUUCCCGUUCAACGAGGAAAGAGUCAUACCUGAUGGAGUCAAUAGAAACUCAGCAAUAAUUGGAGGUAUAAUUGCCGUGGUGAUAUUCACCAUCCUCUGCACGCUGGUGUUCCUGAUUCGCUACAUGUUCCGCCACAAGGGCACCUACCACACCAACGAGGCCAAGGGGGUGGAGUCUUCGGAAUCCGCCGACGCAGCCAUCAUCGGGGCGGAGCCUCCCUUCACGGAGACCAUCGAGGAGAGCAAGAAGGAAUGGUUCAUCUGAGAAACCAACCAAUCCAGCGCCACCGCCACCACCGCCGACCGCACGAAAACACUGCGUGCACGCGCGAUAAUGAACGAACAAAGUGACCAUACGCUCGCUCGCACGCGCAAGCUCUGCCUAUUCUCUGUAUCUGUCUGAGUGUUGGAACGUG